AUGAUCUUCUCCAUUCUUCUCUCGGCUUGUUUCGCCCUAUCAGCUUGGGGGACUCCUUGUGCCACAGAAGACUGUGAGGACUUGGAACUCUUGACCGUGAAGUCCCAAAAACCCGAGCUUGAGCGCCCUCGCCGUCGCCCUUUUCACCGUGGUGACGAGGACGAUUUGAGCUAUUUGGUUUUUCCGGUACAAGGCGAUCAUGCUUGGAAUAUCAUCAACAGGAAACGCCACAAGGUCACGGUGACUGCACGCGGUGGUGGGACUCGAGCGAUGGCUGGAACUAUUGGACAUGAACUUGUUGGAUGA
Messenger RNA from Cladocopium goreaui, 306 nucleotides. The record is from the annotation of a GenBank genome assembly. Lineage: Eukaryota; Dinophyceae; Suessiales; Symbiodiniaceae.